Lotus japonicus is the source of this 739-nucleotide messenger RNA. RefSeq lists its product as uncharacterized. The transcript is spliced from 3 exons. The record is from RefSeq and is a predicted model, not a curated record. Lineage: Eukaryota; Viridiplantae; Streptophyta; Magnoliopsida; Fabales; Fabaceae. Bases 69 to 488 code for a protein of 139 amino acids.
AGAGAGAAAAAAAUAGCACCAGCUAACACCCACACCCACGGUGGCUGGAGUGGUCAUCAGUUCGAAGAAUGGUGGCGGUUGUUACUGCAGCAAGGGCGGUGGCAGUGUUCGCCGCAGCGCGACCCUCCUCCUCUAUUUCGCCGCUAACCAGACACAGCACUUUUAGAUUCAGAACUCUCUCUUGUUCAUCGGAACCUUCUAGAAAGCUCAUCCUUUACUCCAAACCCGGUUGCUGUUUGUGCGAUGGCCUCAAAGAGAAGCUUCAUGCAGCGUUCUUGCUUUCUGGCCCUGAUUCCCUCACCGACGUUCAUCUCCAGGUACGGGAUAUAACUAGCAAUCCUGAAUGGGAAAGUGCUUAUCAAUAUGAGAUACCUGUGCUGGCUAAAGUUCUCUCUGAUGGCACUGAGAAAACUUUACCACGUUUGUCUCCACGCCUAGGAGUGUUGCACGUCCAGAAGAAGAUAGCUGCUGCUUUGAGAGAACAAUAAAGGCGUUUCAGGCUUACAGCUCAAAAAGACUCCUGAGGCAUAACAAUUCUCUGUUUUACAACUUCAUCAUCUUAUACUUUGUAGAGUUUAAAUAUUUUUUAGAUAUUUUAUAUAGUUUUGUCUAUUGAAUAAAUAAAUUACAUAAAGCCUCUACUGAUAUGUGAAACUUACACAAGCAUACACUGAUACACACACAUCAGAUGUUAUAACAUAGUACAAAGCUGAAUGAAAAAGUUUAUAUUUAAUUUUAA